Messenger RNA from Drosophila obscura, 5146 nucleotides. It is a transcript of the gene roq, whose product is annotated as roquin-1. Gene Ontology annotation, molecular function: metal ion binding. Bases 125 to 2692 code for a protein of 855 amino acids. The record is from RefSeq and is a predicted model, not a curated record. The transcript is spliced from 4 exons. NCBI's taxonomy places the organism in Eukaryota, Metazoa, Arthropoda, Insecta, Diptera, Drosophilidae.
GCUGCGGUCAUACUGAUAUACUGAUUGCAACUUCCCAAUUUUUUUUUAUAAAAAAUAAACGUCCAAUGAAAAUUAAAAAACAUCUUUUCGUACCUUUAAUGCAAUAAUAUGUGCAUUUUGAAGCAUGCCGAUUCAGGCUCCCUCAUGGACAGACUUUCUGAACUGUCCCAUCUGCGGCAAUGAGUUUGCGGUCAGUCAGCGGUUCCCCAUCAGCUUGGGAUGUGGGCAUACCAUUUGCAAGCUCUGCCUGACCACCCUCUACAAUCGGCAAUGUCCCUUCGAUCAGACGCAGAUUGUCACCGACAUCGACAAUUUGCCCACUAACCAUGCCCUGCUCCAGCUGGUGGCCAAGGGUCCGCCCGGCAAGGACUCGGAGCCGUCGGUGGACUUCUCGCAGCAUGCGCCGCCCAGUGUGCAGAAGCUCGAUCCGGAGCAGCUCAAGUGCUACAAGCUCGGCAAGCAGUGCAUCGAGGAUCUGGCCCUGCACCUGAAGUCCUUCCUCAACCUCAACAACGGCAACCUGCUGACGCGGCCCAUGCAGCGCAAGCUGGUGACGCUGGUCAACUGUCAGCUGAUGGAGGAGGAGGGACGCGUGCGGGCAUUGAAAGCGGCCCGCUCGUUGGGCGAGCGCACCGUCACCGAGCUGAUUCUGCAGCACCAGAAUCCGCAGCAGCUCAGCUCCAACCUGUGGGCGGCGGUGAGGACGCGUGGCUGCCAGUUCCUGGGCCCGGCCAUGCAGGAGGAGGUGCUGAAGCUGGUUCUGCUGGCUCUGGAGGAGGGCUCGGCGCUGUCCCGCAAGGUGCUGGUCAUGUUUGUGGUGCAGCGCCUGGAGCCGCAGUUCCCGCAGGCCUCCAAGACGAGCAUCGGCCAUGUGGUGCAGCUGCUCUACCGCGCCAGCUGCUUCAAGGUGUCCAAGCGGGAGGCAGACUCCUCGCUGAUGCAGCUCAAGGAGGAGUUUCGCACCUACGACGCCCUCAGGAGGGAGCACGACGCCCAGAUCGUUCAGAUAGCCACCGAGGCAGGGCUGCGGAUUGCGCCCGAGCAAUGGUCUUCCCUCUUGUACGGCGACGUGCUGCACAAGAGCCACAUGCAGAGCAUCAUCGACAAGCUGCAGACACCGUCUUCCUUCGCCCAGUCGGUCCAGGAGCUGGUCAUCGCCCUGCAGCGCACCAGCGACCCCGCCAAGCUCUCCAAUCUCCACAAUCAUCUGAAGUACCUGGCCAACAUUGAUCCGUGCGCGGAGGUGGCCCCCUGGCAGGACGUGGCCGAGGCCCUGGAUGCAGUGCGUCACUCCGUCGUGGGCCUCGUGAACUUCCUGCAGCAUCAUGGCGUCCGUAAGGCCCAGGACGCCAUCGGCAGUGCGGGAGCAGCCGUCAGCAAUCCCAAGUAUAAGAUCAGCCUCUGCCGGGACCUAAACGUGCGGCGUGUAUGUCCUCGCGGCGCCAGCUGCACCUUCGCCCAUUCGCAGGAGGAGGUGGAGCGCUACCGGGCGAGGAAUAGGGGCAAACACAUCAAGACACCCCUUCAGGGGCCUCCUCUGAUGGUCGGAGACGAGGGUCAGGUUCUGGGCGUGCCGCCCAUGAUGCCGAUGUCCCCCAUGCACUACAUGCCAUCACCAAGAGGCUACCUCGACCCCAACGCCAACCUGCCAGGCCUCGGACUCUCUCCAGGAGCCACCCAUCCGCCACAGCCACCGCAGCUGCUGCAUCACCCCUCCAUCGGCCGCCAGAUGAAUGGGCUGAUGGUGCCCGGGCGCUUCGAUCCGCGCUUCAACUACGGCCCCGGACAGCCGAUCGCACAAUCCAGGAAUCCCUCGCCCAGGGAGUACCAGGCCAGUCCUGGCCCCGUCCCCGGGCCACCACCACCGCAACAGCAACGCAAUCUAUCCAACCCACCGAGCUUCAAUGUCAAUAGUAACCUCCACAAGGGCUAUAUGCUUCCAGCGGAUGUGUUCCAUCCCACGGCCUAUGGCUACGGCAGCGAGGAGAAGCUGUGCCAUCCCUGGGAGCAGCAUCCCUACCAGCAGCAACAGCAGCAACAGCAGCACCAGCACCAACAGCAGCAGCAGCCACCGUCCAGCAAGCCGAAUCCCAGCCGACCGUUGUCGAUUUUAGCCGCAACAGCUGAUACCUCAUUUUAUGAAAAGAAACCGCCGAAUAAUGUUAGCAUAGACAUGGACAUGGCCAAGCCCCUAGCUGGUUCUGGCUCUGGUGCUGGCGACUCAGCAGGCGAUGUCUUGGAUGCCCUGCCUCUCUUCCGACGCGCCAAUAACCAGAGCCACAAUCACAAUCACAGCCACAGCCAGAGCCACGGACAGAACAACUCCUCGCUGCUCUUCUUUGAGCGCUCCGAUUCCAUACUGAAUGAUGAUGGGGCGACGUUCGAUAUACCCACGGGCUCCUCCAUGCAAAGUCGCUACGGUCCGAUCUGUCCCAAGAACUCGGCGGCGAGCAACUGGAACUGGAUCAUGGAGAACGACACGAGCAGCGAUCUGGGCUAUGCGGGCUACAAGGCAGAUAGGAAUGACAAUUUCAACAGCCACAACAAGUCGUCGCAGGUGUGGGGCAGGAAGCCGCAACUGCUGUCGGAGGAUAGCUUCGAGGGCGGCAUCGACAGCGGGAUGAUGCUGCAGCUGGAGAAGAAUCUGGUGGACAUUGUGGAUCCCGACGACAGCGGCAUCAAGGUGGACUAAUCCAGAAAAAAUCCAUCACACUCAGCCAGAGGAUAUAUGUCGGUAUGCUACCGAUAUAUACAGCAGUAUGCUACCGGUGGGGCAUACAGUACUAUAAUAUGUAUAAUGCAAUCAUUUUACACACGUCGUUAGAGGUUUGUACCGCACAGUUCAAACUCUGGUAGAAUUCUCUGUAGUUGUAAAACAGCCAGCCAGCCCUCCGCGCUCCGAUCCGUUAUUGGAUCGGGGCGGAGCCAAACAAAAGAAAAGAAAACCGUAGCAACAAAAUGAAACAAAACAAAACAAAACAGACAAAAAGAUAAAAACAGAAAAUCGGGUUGGGUAUCCUCUAUUAGAAAACUAUUGUAUAAUUAUGUAAUUGUCUAUUAGUUCAUUGUUCAAAUUGUGAAUCGUCUUCGGCCAGCCGAACUAAAUGUGUUUUUAUCCAGAUGUUCUCGUCUUACGUGUUACGUUUUCAAAUUAAUCGUGGGGACUAGCAAAUGGAUAGGGAAAGGGAAAUAAGGGAAAUGGAAAAGCAACUCAAUCUAGAAUAUUCAAUUUCGAUGUCUAACCUAGCAUCUAGCUCUAAUAACAUAACCCAAAUCCCAUAGAGAUCCCAGAGGAAGAGCCUCGCCUCGCCUCGUCUCUCCUCCCCCAAAAAAAAAGGAGCAGAUGUACAAUAUAGCCAGAUUUUACAACAAUUUUUACAACCAUCAAUAGCAAUCUGUACAUUAAUAACUAAUUGAUUUUCAGAUCUAAGUACAACUGAAUUUUAUAUCCGAAAUCCAUAAGUCCCAUCCCACAAUUAUUUGUGAUCAGAUUUUGAUUGAUUUUAAUGCUAUAUACAUAGAUAUAUACAUACAUACAUCAUACUACAUAAAUACUAUAUAUUUUUAUUAAUUAUUAACUAUUUCAAAUGCUAUUUUUAUAUACAACAAAACAAAUCGGAGCAAAGGAUCGAAUGUAGAGAGAGAUAGAGAUCCUUUCGCUAUCACACACACACACACAUAAAUACACACACACACACACGCAGAGAGAGAACACACACACAUAUGGAGAUGAUCGAUCAUAAUUAUGUGUAUGUGUGGAAUGAAUGUUUAUAUUUCUUAAAGAAAUUUUAAUAACGCUAUUGUGCGAUGUUGUUAACUAUUGUACUAUAUAUAUUAUUAAAUUUAUUGAAAAUAAAUUAAAACCGUGUCCUGUCCCCCCAACCCCCAGCCCACAGCCCCCUCUUUCACCUUUCACCCACACUUUGUAUGUAAAGUGCGCGUAAAAGCGAGAGAGAACUAAAGUAAAUGUAGAGUCGAGUCGAGUCAGGUCAGGGCUAACAUUUGUGAGAACAUUUUACAAACACAACACACACCACCACUCCCACUAUACUAUAAAUACUGCGAAACAGAAUACAGCAUACACAGAUAUGUAAAGAUAUAUAUAUAUAUAUUUACUAUAUAUAUAUGUAUAUGUAUGUACGUAUACUAUAUAGAAAACUAACCAAUUUGCGCGCUCUUAUUAUUAAUAUUAUAUAUUAAUGUCCGUUGAGCCCGAGUCUUUUGCUUUCGUGACUUUUGAUUUUGUGCGCGAAACAAAGCGAAAGAAAGAGUAGAGAUUUUGUAAUUUGUAUAUGUUAAGCGAUGAAAUCAGGAACACAUAUAUAUACCUAAGUAUAUAUAUGUAUAUACUAUAUAAACUGCGCUUGAUCCUAGAUGAAUAUAACAUAUAUGUAUCUAUACACACAAUUAUAUAUAUAUAUAUAUUUAUUGUUAAUGAGUUUCGAUGCGAUGCCGUGUGUGUAGUAGGAAUAUUCAUGUGAAAACUAGUUGAAAUUGAAACAGAUCGAAGCAGUUUUAAAAUAUAUCUACAUAAAUGUUUAAAUGAAAUCCGAAACGUAACUACUAUUAUUCAGAAACUCAGUAACAGAAGAGAUUUGUUUUAAAAUGUAUUUGUCUCUUGUGAAAUGUGUCAGAAUGUAGAAGAAGAAGAAGGCCGGAUGGGCGACUGUCCCCAGAGCGACGACGAUCGAUGAUCCGCCACUGUGUACUUAAGUCUCUCCAUUCCCGGAGCGAGUCGCUGGGCGUCCGUCCGGCCUUUGGCUGUGGUCAAGUCUCUUGUUUUUUGUUUUUUUUUUUUUUAGCUUAAACCCAAUGGGUUCGGUUCAUAUUCAUAGACGUAAUUGUUGAGUUGAGUUGUGUAACUUUAUGAUUUACAACAAGUCCAUCCACCAUUCUCACCUCUACAAUAUCCAAUUCUACCUACCCCCCAAAAAAAUAAAAUCAAUAUUUUCUAUACACACACACACACACACAAAUGUACUAUAUAUAUUUAUUAUAAAUAUGUUAAUUAAAUGUAUUUUUGGUAUUAUCACUCAAUGUUUCUAUCGUAAGCAAAUUUCGAGUUCUGUUAAUCAAAGCGACACCACACACACACACACACACACACAAAAAGCCUAAAAAAAGAUUUAUUUAUUUUAAUUACCAA